AUGGAUGUGCUCGGCCCUGGACCGGGCAACAACACCACCUUGUCCGAGGGUCCCUUCGGGACAGGCGGCAACGCUACUGUCCUCUCCGACGUGACCUUCAGCUACCAAGUGAUCACCUCUCUGCUGCUGGGCACUCUCAUUUUCUGCGCGGUGGUGGGCAAUGCGUGCGUGGUGGCCGCCAUCGCCCUGGAGCGCUCCCUGCAGAAUGUGGCCAACUAUCUCAUCGGCUCUCUGGCUGUCACCGAUCUCAUGGUGUCGGUGCUGGUGCUGCCCAUGGCUGCACUGUACCAGGUGCUCAACAAAUGGACCCUGGGACAGGUCACCUGUGACCUAUUCAUUGCCCUGGACGUGCUGUGCUGCACCUCGUCCAUCCUGCACCUGUGCGCCAUUGCGCUGGACAGGUACUGGGCCAUUACGGACCCCAUCGACUACGUGAACAAGAGGACGCCCCGGCGCGCCGCUGCGCUCAUCUCGCUCACUUGGCUCAUUGGCUUCCUUAUCUCCAUCCCGCCCAUGCUGGGCUGGCGCACCCCCGAAGACCGCUCGGACCCCGACGCGUGCACGAUUAGCAAGGAUCAUGGCUACACUAUCUAUUCCACCUUUGGGGCUUUCUACAUCCCUUUGCUGCUAAUGUUGGUUCUGUACGGCCGCAUCUUCCGAGCUGCGCGCUUCCGCAUCCGCAAAACAGUCAAGAAGGUGGAGAAGAAGGGAGCGGACCCCCGCUUUGGUGUGUCGCCAGCCCCGCAGCCCAAGAAAAGCAUAAACGGCGAGACUGGGAGCAGGGAAUGGAGGCGGGGCGUGGAGAACAAGGCAGCGGGGGCUCUGUGCACCAAUGGCGCGGUGAGGCAGGGUGACGAUGGCGCCGCCCUGGAGGUGAUUGAAGUGCACCGGGUGGGCAACUCCAAAGAGCACCUGCCUCUGCCCAACGAGACCGGGAGUAUCCCUUGCGCCCCCGCCUCCUUCUCGAAGAAGAAUGAGCGCAACGCCGAGGCCAAGCGCAAGAUGGCCCUGGCCCGAGAGAGGAAAACGGUGAAGACGCUGGGCAUCAUUAUGGGCACAUUCAUCCUCUGCUGGCUGCCCUUCUUCAUCGUUGCCCUGGUCCUGCCCUUCUGCGAGAGCAGCUGCCACAUGCCCACCCUGUUGGGCGCCAUAAUCAACUGGCUGGGCUACUCCAACUCCCUGCUCAACCCUGUCAUUUACGCCUACUUCAACAAAGACUUCCAAAACGCGUUUAAGAAGAUCAUCAAGUGCAAGUUCUGCCGCCGAAGAUGAUGGGCGAGUAGUUGGCGAGUGGGGCUCGCCCCAUCCUCUCUGCCCUCUGGAAUCAACACCUCUGAUAGUCUGCUACAGUUUCUUGACUUUCUCAGCUGCUGGGUCCGCCGCUUCCACACUUCAUCCCUCCUCCCCCGCCCCCUAAUGCCCUGCUGGGAGGGAGUGCGCUUUGGGCAGAGCCCUUAAAGGUGAGGCCGGAGGGCCUGGGAAACUACCUGGAUCUGUGAGAAGCGACCCUGGCUCACACUAUGGCCUCAGAAUCAGUUUUGAUCCUUGCAGUCGCCUCCUCCCUCUUCUGCACCCCGCACCUUCGCGGCGGAAGUUUAAGCCUCAGCCAUUUAAGGCAAAAAAAAAAAAAAAAAAAUCAUCUACACAGAAAAAUAAACUGUACACUCAGCCGCCGCGCCCACUAACAGCUCCCACCUAAUCACCCCACUGCUAGAACUUGAAUUGAAGGUUCAGAAGUUUGCUUCAUCUAGUCCCAACCCUGCC
Molecule: messenger RNA, 1764 nt
Organism: Hyaena hyaena (striped hyena)
Lineage: Eukaryota; Metazoa; Chordata; Mammalia; Carnivora; Hyaenidae
Gene: HTR1A
Product: 5-hydroxytryptamine receptor 1A
Exons: 1
Coding region: 1-1272 (423 amino acids)
Biological process (GO): regulation of vasoconstriction; adenylate cyclase-activating adrenergic receptor signaling pathway; regulation of behavior
Cellular component (GO): plasma membrane
Molecular function (GO): G protein-coupled serotonin receptor activity
Source: RefSeq, a predicted model, not a curated record